Molecule: messenger RNA, 9375 nt
Organism: Brassica rapa (field mustard)
Lineage: Eukaryota; Viridiplantae; Streptophyta; Magnoliopsida; Brassicales; Brassicaceae
Product: protein terminal ear1 homolog
Molecular function (GO): RNA binding
Source: RefSeq, a predicted model, not a curated record
UUAUUGCAAUUAAGAAGGAGGAGCCGAAAUCUUUUUCAAUGUGACUUUAGGAUGAAACAUUAAAUGUUGCUUUUAUCUAAUUAAUCAUGUGACGAAUGUAUCACUGGAGUAAUGAAGUUCAAAAACGUCAUACCUCACGGGUUCCAAAUUUAUUUUGAGUGAGAAUCAUAUCGUUCUCAUUGUGGGAUUAAAAUUUGUCGGUGGAGGAUUAUUUCUCUCUUUCUGCUUUUGUUAAUUUGAGAUUUUGAGCUACUUUGGAAUAAAGAAACCAAUUGCUAUACCAUGUGAUAGUUUUCAGUUUGGAAUUUGGAAUGGGACACAGCCUUCACGUUCAUAGUAGCUUGUUCCUACACAAAAGAAGAAAAAACAAGAGUCAAGUUCCACUUCACAUAUACCUAUCAAUACAAGUUUAAUUCAGCUAUUACACUUUUUCAGUUCUUUUUUUUUGUUUAUUCAUGCGCAAUAGUGCUAAGAUCCAAAUAAUUAAAAUUGGUUUCAACCAAACAAACAAAGAAAGCUUGAGGAGCAUUCAUGAGCAUUGUCGGCAGAAGACAGAACGGUACAUAAUGUUAUUUGACUUUAAAGCCAGUAAGUUUUUGAGACGACCCACAAAAUUUUUUACAAACAAAACGUUACAAAUCAAUGAUUCCUCAGCUCUAUGGGAAAAGGGAAAAUAUAUUUUAAUUGACACUUAAGUUAUAAUAUACUGUGUAUAUCUACAUAUAUGAUUUUUAUACUAGAUUAUACAUGAUUGUUUGUAAUUGUUCUAAUACUUCAAAUCUAUUCAAACAUUUGGGAACAUGUCCAAAUCAAAUUUUUAGUCAUUUUUAUAAUUAAUUUUUAUGUAAACCAGUCAUACGAAACACUUAAGACCUGACUAGUGUAAUAACAAUAGUUGCAUACGUUUACGGAUUUGGAUGGUUACAAUUUUUUAAGAUUUCUGUACAAAUGGUAUAACAGUUCGAAAUUUCUGCGUUUGUUGGAUAUUUCUGAGUGAUUAACUAUAAAUGCAAUAGUGGUUAAAUAAUAAAUUAAAAAUAUUUACAUUUUAUAUCAGUUAUGCCCUUAAUAAUCUUUUAAACCGUAACUACCCAUGUCCGCAUUUGAAAUAGUUUGUUUCGUUUUCCAAUUAUAUUGGGUCCAAGUUAAGAAGACCCAAAUAUGUACACAGAAAUAUUCUAAGAAAUCUUUCCAUUAGCCCAACGCAGCACAAAUAAUUAGAAAACAUAAUCUUGCCGAUCAAACCUACAAAUAAUGGCCACCCCGGUCCUAUACCUGCACGUGUCAAGUGCGAAAAAGUGUUUUAAGGGAUCAUUUCCUCCUUCACCGCGACGGCCAACAACGAUUAGAUUUUGAGAAUUUAUAACAACGUUUAGAUUUCUGCAAUAAAGGUUUGGUAUCUCUCUACACAAAUGUGCCUUUUUAGCUUGCAAACCAGAAAACUAAAAGAAAACUAUGACAAGUAAAUGAGUUCUUCUAUUUUGCAUCAUAGUAAAAGUGUAUACUAAUUUUUAUGUUAUUAUACUAUGUAGUAUGCUUCGUGUUUUAAUAAUUCUACUUUGAACUACAUGUUUGACCGUUGCUAUAAAAAAUUGGUAGUUCGUUUUGUGUUGGUUUUUGUUUAAAGUUCUUGGUCUACGUGUCUUUCUUAUGAUGAAUCGAAAGUAUGCUUGUUCGUCAUUACCGUUUAAAUUUCGUUUUUGCAACUCCAAAAAUGUACUACUCCCUUAUUUUUAUAACAUAUGAUGUUUUAGUUUAGUGCUCAAAAAUUAAAAAAUAUAUAUUCUUCUAAAAAUCAUUUUUAAAUAUAUAAUUUUAAAAUCAUUCAACCAGUUAUAAAAAAUACCGUAAAAUUUUAUUGGUUGAAUAAUUUUUAAUAAAAUUAAAAAUAACCUUAAAAUCUCUAAACAUUAUAUACUUUAAAAUAACAUAAACUUUUUAAAACAUUGAUUUGAAACGGAAAAAGUAAAAUUUUGAAUAAUAUAUACAACAUAGUACAGUUUCAGCCUUCUAUAUUUUUUUCACAAUAAGCUAUAGAAGUUCAUGUAAUAAAUGAAGAAUACGGCAUAAAAGACGACAAAACAAAUGACAGCCCAAAAACAAGGAAGUCGGUAAAAAUAACAUUCCUUAAAACAAGGAUUCGCUCAGGGUCCCUUAUUGGUCCUACCCGCUAACUCAAUCCCCUACAUACAUGCAUACUAUAGAGGAUGCUUCUGUUCAUAUACAUAGACGCUCACAUAUAAUAUAGAUAUGACUUACAUUUAUUUAUUAUACAAACAGAUAUACACAAUAUAUAUUUUGGUGUAAAUGUAUCACUCUAGAACCAAAUCAUAUAUAGGCACUGGAGUGCAAAAUAUAAUUAUCUGAAAACCUCUCUCUCUCAGACGAUGCCUGAGAGGUAAAAAGAAUAUAGUUAUCUGAAAUUUUUUUUGUCAACAAUCACUCCUGGCUUUUCAUUGUUUAUACGUGAAAGUAUGUCAUCUAUAGCAUUAUGCACAAAAGAUAUAACCAUACUAAUGGAAUUUGUACUUAAGAGAAUAUAUCUAGGCAGAUGGAUGGUGGAAUUUGUAGUUAAGAGAAUAUAUCUAGGCAGAUGGAUAGUUUGCGUUGAGAUGGUGAGAGACAUGACAAAUAGGCCCAUGAACCUUUGCGGUGAAAAUGGGGAACACGACAAUACAAGCGAUUGCAUCCACAUCCAAAUUCUAUGCUAUAUUAUACAUGGAUAAUGGCACCCAGUUAAUAGGAAAAUGUGUUCUUCUAGGUUCAAAUAUUUAGGUUCAUUUGUUCUUUGAGUCAUUUUUUCUUUUGAUUCUUUUUUUGCUAACACCAAACGGUAAUUCUGUUAUUCAAACUAUAUGUAAUUAUAUGUGGUAUGAAUAACCAAAUUGAAAUAAAAUAACCAACAAAACAUAAUUUUUUAUAGACAAAAAUUGAGCAUUCUGUUAUACUCAAUUUUUUUUUGAGAUUUUGAAAACGUCUAUUUAGUGUUGUUAUUCAUUGAGCUAUGUCGCUAAAUUUUUUCAUGUUCUUGAAUUGUGAAUCAUCUUUGUAAGUUCUUGACUAUCCCUUUUAAAGUGUCGACAUAUGAGUACUAAAGCAUACAAUUCACCUCAUCCUAUGGUGUUUGAUUCAUAGAAGUUGUAGUUCCCGAUAUACAUCUUUCCAAACUAACUAGAACACUAUAAUAUGAAUAAUGAAUCUUAACGACAAUAACCAUCUUUCCAAAUCAAACCACAACCACUUAGAUGAAUAUUUACGCAAAGAACCAUAAACCAUACAUAUGUUCUGAAAGCUUACAUAACUUACCUAUAUUGAAAUAUUUAGCUAUAUAUUUUACAUUCAUUUUCUCACUCUUUUUAAAUGCCUCAUUAAUUAUUUUGCUAUAAUAUUUCGACAACAUUUAUUUACAUAUUAACUAUUUAAUUUAGCAUGUUUGUUCUAUUUGUAACAAGAACUUAAAAUGAUUAACAAAUACUCCAUUUGUUUCUUAAUGUUACAUAUUCUAAUUUUUUCACACAUUUUAAUAAAACACAAUAAAUUUGCAAAAAAAAAUUGUGUUUAUCUUUGUUCCAUAAUUUUAAGCCAAUAAAAAUUCAGUAAGCGCAAUUAAAUUUUUUGAAAUUUGUAAUUAGUUAAUAAAACAUGUCUUGAAAAUAUAAAAAAUAGAUUUUUUUAAAACAAAUUUUUUUUCUAAAAUAUGUAAUAUUAAGAAACAGAGGGAGUAGUUCUUUUUAUUUGUUUACACAAUCAAUUAGCCGUAGACAUUCGUAUAUCCGUUCAAAUACAAGUUGUUUUUUUUCGGUAUCUGUUUUCUAGGUUUUAAAGUUAAGUUAUAUUCGGGUAUUAUAAAUUUUCGGGUGAGUUUUGAGUCAUGUCCUCUAAAGUCCGGAUGAAUUCAGUUUUGAUAUAAAGAAACCUAAAAAUAUCUAAAAACUAAUGUAUCUAAAAUAUUUUCGGAUAGUGUUACCAAAAGUAAUCAUAUUAUCCGAUUUAAUUCGGAUUCAUUAUAAUGUAUAGGAACCUAAAAUGUUUAAAUACUUAUACAAUUAAUUAUAUGAUGACAAAUAUAAAAUAUAUUACACUAACCAUAAAAAAGCAAAAUAUCAAUCUCUAGUGUAUGUUUGUCUCUUUUGUUUUAAUAAUAUAUAUAUGUAUGUUUUGCCAUAAUAAUGUAUGCAUGUUUCUUUUUAUUUUAGUAAUAUAUGUUUAUUUCUUUUCUUAAAUAAAAGUUGAAGUCAAGCUUGCAUUUCUUAUGUUCAUGCAUAUUGAAUAAUAUGAAUGUUCUAUAAACCAUUCACCAGUAUUUGAUUUAGAAGAUUUUUAUUUCAUUAAUAAUUACAAGUUUUUUGUAUUUAUUAUUUAAAAUAAAAAAUAAAAUAAGAACAAAUAAAACAUAUUUUUUAAGUUUUCCAUUUUAUUUUUUAAAACUUAUAAUUGAUUAUUUGUAUCAUAAGAAAAAUAUUAAAAAUAAAAAUAUGAAAUAAAAUGAUUGUAUAUGACAUUUAUUAUUAUUAAACAGAAAUGUUGACAAAAAAUUGAAUAUGUAUUAGACUAAUAGGUGAAAAAGAAAAAUGUAAAAUAAAUUAUUGGAUAAUCUACAUUAUAGUACAUAAACUAAGUUAUUGAGAAAAGUUUAAAUUUGCAUAUUUUCUCGAUUUCGGAGAAGUUAAAAGUAUAAUUUUUUUUAAAUUGAUUAUUAUAUGUAAAUUUAAAAUUAUUUUUUGGCUAGAAAUAUCCUAAAGUUUUACCGCAAACAUUUUUGAUUUUUUCAAUUAUAUAUUUAUUUGAUAAAUUAAGAUAAAUACCAAAGAGUUUUAGUUGAUAAAUGAUAACACCACAUCACCAUUUUUUUACCGUCUCUGUUUACAAUGUUAUCCAUUUUCUCCCAAACCGCUCAAAGAAUCAUGGAAAUACCAAUCAGACCAUCCAUCAUCCAUUGUAAUGACAUCCUCAACAAGGGCAAAAGGGACAAAUCGUGAGUAUACAGUAAACUAUAGCCAUCAGAGUAAAGAACCUUGACUUUAGUUAUCAAAAAAAAAUAUAAAUGAAAAAAAAAUAAUAAAAAAAUUUCUGUAGAAUAAAACAAAACUGAAAACUCCACUUUUUGCACUUCCUCCCCCUUGCAAACAAAAUAAAGAGAGAGAGAGUACGAUCACUGAGGAAGAUCAAACGCCCAUCACACUAUAAACGUACAUCACCGGAAACACCAGUUCCUUAAAACUCUUCACUUUCCUUCCCGUUAAAAACCGCCAUGUCUCAAACCGGUUACCCUGGACACCUUAACCCAACAGCUCCGAUGUUCUUACCGGCGAACCUAAACCCAGUUCCUUUCUUUAUCCCGACAAGAAUCUACUUCCCUCAUCCUCUUCCUCCACCUCCUCCUCCGCCGCCGCCUUACCCUCGUUUCUUCUCUUGUUUCGCCGGACCUCUCCCUCCCGCUCCUCCUCCUCACCUUCCCCCGUCGUUGUCUAUACCGACCAGAACCCUAGUGCUGUUACCAGUCCCCGCUGACGUCAGCGAGUCAUCGAUUCGUCGAGACCUGGAGGUGUUCGGUGAGGUGCGCGGAGUCCAAAUGGAGAGAGCGCACGAAGGUAUCGUGACCGUUCACUUCUACGAUCUGAGACACUCGCGAACAGCGCUUAGGGAGAUACGCGAGCGCCACAUGCAUCAGCAACAGGUCCGUUUCGGACGUGGCUACACGGCGGCGCGUGGGCUCGUCUCGGGAAGAACCGUGUGGGCCCAUUUCGUGUUUCCUCAUUUCAGGGCGGUUCCCGAGGGGAACAACCAAGGGUCGCUUGUGAUUAUGAACUUGGAACCCACCGUCUCUUCCGCAGCUCUCCGUCAGAUUUUUGAGGCUUAUGGGGAAGUGAAGGAGCUGAGAGAUACGCCGUUUAAAAGAGAGCAGCGAUUCGUUGAGUUUUACGACGUCAGAGACGCGGCAUUAGCUCGCCGGGAGAUGGACGGUAAAGCUAUCGACGGGAAACCGAUCAUCGUCCAGUUUAGCCGUCCCGGUGGUUUUAACAAAAAGCUCAUCCUCGCCUCACGCUUCAACAAAAGCUUCCUUUCCAACAUUCACCAUCCACUGCCGCCACCGCCGCAUUUCCGUCGUCAAGUUCCAUCUCCGGCGAGUCAGUUAAGAAGAGGAGGUCCGGUUAAGGGAAAACCGGUCAAACCCAACUUCUCUUCGGGUGAUACUGACCGGUACGAGCAAAACAAGAGGCGGCCUAAGAUGCAUACGACGACGAAGAAUAGUAUCAUCGAUACUCGCUUCACCAUACACGUAGACGCCAUUGCGGAGUCUAGAGACGGUCGUACCACCGUGAUGAUCAAAAACAUCCCGAACAAGUACACCCAGAAGCUGCUUUUGGAUAUGCUGGACGCACAUUGCAAUGACUGUAACGAAGAGAUCGUCAGCGAAGGGAACCAGACGCCCAUGUCGUCUUACGACUUUGUCUACCUCCCAAUUGACUUCGGCAACAAAUGCAAUGUGGGAUAUGGCUUUGUGAACAUGACAACACCUGAAGCUGUGUGGAGACUUUACAAGGCCUUUCACAAUAAUCACUGGAGACUCUUUCAGUCGAGUAAGAUCUGUGAGGUCACUUAUGCUCGAGUCCAGGGUCUUGAGUCGUUGAAGGAACACUUUAAGCACUUGAAGCUACCAUGCGUAGAAAUGGAGUACAAGCCGGUGAUUUUCUCGCCGGCGCGUGACGGGCGGUUGAUGACGAAGCCUAUCGCCAUUGUUGUUGACCUCGGGACCAGACCAGUGGAAGAUAGCUGUCCCUCUCGUGCCGAAACUGUCACAUCUUGUUCGUUUUCGAUUGAGAGAAGUGAUGGUUGGCUUGGGGAGAGAACCGAGGACGGCGGCGUUUCGGAUGACGAAGGCGAAACAGUAGUGAAGAUUUAAUGAUGGUUUCGGCUUUUAGGCGGCGAUCUAUAAAUAUGUAGCUGUAUGGAUGUCUUUUCAUCUCCUCUCUCUCUCCACUCUCUUUUGUCUUUCUUUUGGAUGUUUUAUGUGUAAACUUCGUUUAGAGAUUGACAUAUAUGCCUAUCAAGGUUUAACAAAAUAUCGAUUAUGUUAUUAUAAUUUAGUAUUGUAAUUAAAUUAUCAAUAUAAAACACUUAAUUAUAAGAAGAUAAGGUCAUUUUUUUGAAUUGAAAUAUAAGGCCAUUUUCAUCCAGAGUCUUAGUAUUAUUAUAAUUAAAUUAUAAAUAUAGAAAACCUUAAUUCAGUAUUACUUUAAAUUAUAAAUAUAAAAUUUGUAAAAGUGAUGAGAGAUGAAAGAAAGUGAGACUUAUUUUUUUUGUCAUAUGAGAUUUGUCCUUUAGAUAUCAAUUAUUUUAAAAAUUAAUUACAGUGUUAUAGUAUAUCAUUAUUAUAUUAUUAGAGAUUUGGCUAAACACUAUAUGAAUGAUACUUUAAUUAGUUAAUUGUUUUCAAAUAUGUUUUUUUUUUAAAUCUGUUUUUAAAAUGAGAAUCUUCCUUCUUUUUUCUUAUUCAUUUAAAUAUUUUAAUGUUGAAAAACCAAGAACGAUUCUACAUAUUCUCAUGCUAUAAUGCUAUUAUAUGUUUUUCCUUGAAGUGUAUGGCAACUUUUUUAGAAGAGAAGCUCUAACCUUUCGACCAAAAAACAAUUCUGAGAAGUAUAAUUGAGGUUGUGUCAUGCAAGAAGGAAGCUUUGUCGUCUAAAAUAAGGUUGUGCAAAGGUAAACUCAUUUUCUAGAUAUUUUUCUGUCUGUCUUGAUCUCUCGACUGUAUACAAACUAUAUUUAUGGGUUUGAAGUUGUUUAACGAAAAAAGCUGGUUACCCACAUAAUGAUAUAGCGUUACCCACAUAAUCAUGUAGCUUUAGUGCUCGUUUAUAAAUAUAGUUUUUCCUAUAAAUGGACUCUACAUAAGUUAUAUACGCAUUAAUACCUGCAUCAAUCGAAAACGUACAGUCACUUUUCUCGUUUUAUCUUUCUUUUCAUAUAUCUUGUCACUUGCCUUUUUCAAUCUUUAUUAAUUAUUAAGGAAAUGAUGUUUGCGUAUUUAAUUCAUUUUUGUAUGAUCUCUAGUCAAUAAAUUAAUUGCUUAAUAUUUUUCAAUUUCUUGUUAGAAUUUUAAAACACUGCAUUCAAUUUCUUGGUUUGGAUUUAUUCUGGUUUUGAGAUUUUAGAGUUAGAUAUUCAAGACAUUUCCAAUGAUUGUCAUAAUUGUUUUUUUUGAAAAUGAGUUUGAGUUUUGCUUUAAUGAUUGCGUUCAUUUUCCCUAUAAAAUAAAACAUUUCAAAUAGUAUAUUUUAUUAUUAAUAUUUAUUAUUAAUCUUAAUAAUGUUAUGUAUUCUUAAAACUUAUAAUUUUACCCAACUAUAAUUUUUAUUUUGACAAAAUAUUUAUUUUAUUCAUAAAUUUAGUUUCUAAAAAAUAGGCAAUGAUUUAUGAAUUUAUAAUGUAUUAAUGAAAGAAUUUAUUAAUUUCAGUAAAAAAAUGAAAUACAAAUAUUUAUGUUUUUGGAUAUAAAAUGAAAAUAUAUAAAAAUUUAAGAAUUAUUUUUUUAAUAAAAAAUUCAAUAGUAAAAAUGAGAUUGUGAAUAGUAUUAUUUCAAAUUUGAGAAGAUAUUAUUCAUAUCCUCGUGUUUUUUUUUCAAAAUGAUGCAUCGUUAGACAAAGUUCCCCUAAUAUUUGAUGUAUUUCUUUAAAAUCAUGCACCAUUGGAUAUGGUUUUAAACACCAUUUGAGCUUCUGCGCAUUGGUUCCCUGUUUUCUUUAUCGCUUUGUAAGUUGGUUACGUUCAAAUUAAUGAAAACUUUUUCUUCAAAUUUUUUAAAAUUUUAACUUUUGCUUACUGUCACUGUCGGAGUUUGGAGGCAGCGAUGCCUCAGCGUAGUCGGAGACGAAACAAGAGUCGUUUAAAAAUCAUAAGGUCAUUUACUAAUUAUGUCUUCUGUGUUAUCACAAAAGAAGACCUGGCAAAUGCCAUUGACACAGGAUAAAACCACGAAGAAAAUACUAAAAAAAUCAAAAACUGAAAAAACUCUUUCUGUUCAAUUCUUUAUUCCAGUUGAAACUUGACGCAUCGAGUUAUUUGGAAAUAUUCUAACAGUGACGGUAAGAAAAAUAAUGUACUUAGUUAGCCAAACCGAAUCAGAAACUGGAUCUGACAUCUGUAACCUUCUUAGACUUGUGCAAGAACACAGAAUCCAUGAUACAAUGUCGUGGACAGACAAAAGUAGAGCAAGAUGCUGGUACUUGUGCACUAGUAUUUCAUUAUUCAUGAUCAUCCCACAUUCAAAAGCAUAUAUGGUACUGUCGUUUUAUGCAAACUCCAUAUUUGGUCCAUAACAGUGAAAAAUAAUGUCAGGAGAUAAGUUUGAUAAAAGCCAAAAACAUGACUGAA